CCCUCGCACCGGGCUUUUUCGCCCGGUGAUUGAUGUCCCAGAGUCAACAGCGAGCAAGCAGCCGGAGAGGGGAAGGAGCAGCCGGAGAGGAGUAGAACACGGCGCCCCCUCUCUCCUUCCCCUCCCCCCUACUUUAGCCCUUCUGCGUACUUCGCCUCCAAGUCUCGGCGCAGCCAGGAAGCGCUCCUGCUUUCGCGCCCCUGCGCGCUGCACCCAGAGCGAAAAAACAGCGAGCCCCGCCGCCCAGGCCCCCCGCCCCCCGCGGGGCCGGGGCGGGGGUCGGCAUGGAGCACCUGGGUCCGCACCAUCUCCACCCGGGCCACGCGGAGCCCAUCAGCUUCGGCAUCGACCAGAUCCUCAACAGCCCGGACCAGGGCGGCUGCAUGGGGCCAAACUCACGCCUCCAGGACGGAGAAUACGGCCUUGGCUGUUUGGUCGGAGGCGCCUACGCUUACGGCGGCGGGGGACCGGUGGCCGGGGCGGCGGCCGGGAACGCGGGGGCCUACGGCGCAGGCGGCCCGAGCGGUCCCGGUGGCCCGGCGGGCGGCGGGGGCGGUGCCUGCAGCAUGGGCCCUCUGGCCGGCUCCUACAACGUGAACAUGGCCUUGGCGGGCGGCCCGGCCCCGGGAGGCGGCGGCGGCGGCGGCGGCGGGGCGCUGAGCGCUGCGGGAGUGAUUCGGGUGCCCGCGCACAGACCACUCGCUGGAGCGGUGGCCCACCCCCAGCCUCUGGCUACUGGCUUGCCCACGGUGCCCUCCGUGCCCGCCGUGCCGGGUGUCAACAACCUCACCGGCCUCACCUUCCCCUGGAUGGAGAGUAACCGCAGAUACACAAAGGACAGGUUCACAGGUCACCCCUAUCAGAACCGGACGCCCCCCAAGAAGAAGAAGCCGCGCACGUCCUUCACACGCCUGCAGAUCUGCGAGCUGGAGAAGCGCUUCCACCGCCAGAAGUACCUGGCCUCCGCCGAGCGCGCCGCCCUGGCCAAGGCGCUCAAAAUGACUGACGCUCAGGUCAAAACCUGGUUCCAGAACCGGCGGACCAAGUGGAGGCGGCAGACCGCGGAGGAGCGCGAAGCCGAGAGGCAGCAGGCGAACCGCAUCCUCCUGCAGCUGCAGCAAGAGGCCUUCCAGAAGAGCCUGGCGCAGCCGCUACCCGCAGACCCCCUCUGCGUUCACAACUCGUCGCUCUUCGCCCUGCAGAACCUGCAGCCCUGGUCUGACGAUUCAACCAAGAUCACCAGCGUCACGUCUGUGGCCUCGGCCUGCGAGUGAGCCUGCCCAGCCCACCCCUCAGACCCCGGCCCAGCCAAGGGGUCAACGCUGAGGCCUGAGAGCCAGGACUCUCUCCCACCCUCCCGGCCUCGGCCUCGGACUGCCCACGGAGGGGAGCACGCCCCUCCAAGUGGGGCCUGCCUGCUUGCCGAAACUGCGCUCUCUUCCGUGGAAAAGAAGAAAGGAGUGCAGAGCACAGGGACCCGCGACCCACGCCCUGACUCCCACGCGGUCCUGCGCCCGCUAAAACUGUUCAGAGUCGCCUCAGUUUGCAUCUAUUUUAUUUUAAUCUGAUUUUUAACGUGGGACUGAGAGAGAGGGGGGAAGAGGGAGAAGAAGAGCUUCCGGGGUCCCCAGAGGACAGCACGGGG
This is a messenger RNA of Myotis lucifugus (little brown bat), 1645 nucleotides long. RefSeq names its product T cell leukemia homeobox 1 (gene TLX1). The record is from RefSeq and is a predicted model, not a curated record. NCBI's taxonomy places the organism in Eukaryota, Metazoa, Chordata, Mammalia, Chiroptera, Vespertilionidae. Gene Ontology annotation, molecular function: DNA-binding transcription factor activity, RNA polymerase II-specific; RNA polymerase II cis-regulatory region sequence-specific DNA binding. Gene Ontology annotation, biological process: animal organ development; regulation of transcription by RNA polymerase II. The transcript is spliced from 3 exons. Gene Ontology annotation, cellular component: nucleus. Bases 285 to 1274 code for a protein of 329 amino acids.